This is a messenger RNA of Xyrichtys novacula (pearly razorfish), 333 nucleotides long. NCBI's taxonomy places the organism in Eukaryota, Metazoa, Chordata, Actinopteri, Labriformes, Labridae. The record is from the annotation of a GenBank genome assembly.
AUGGGCGGGGGUGGACGGGACCUGCUGCACUAUUCAUGUAACCAUCUGCUCCCUUUCACAGAGUCUUACUCCACAGGCCUGUGGGCUCUGGAACCAGGCCGUGUGGGCUGUGUCCCUGGUCCAGUUCCUCCAGUAGUGCUCAGAGGCAGUGCACAAACAUAUGAUUUCGACCAGCCACCACUGCUGCUCUCGCUGUUUUGGUUUCGAGCUAUACCACCAUGUGCAAUACAAACAGCCGAGCAGAGCGCCUGUGCUAUUGGAGUCUGGGCUGGAAUAGAGGGGAGAGAAUGUAAGGGAGCAAACACAAGCAGCAGGGGACUUCCACAGCAAUAA